UAUCCCUUAUAAAAGCCAAAAAGAUAAGGAGAGACAAUUUAGCUUUGCCUCACAUGCUUUCACACUUUCUCAUACAAAACCAACAACCACAAGAAAAGCACAAAGCCUAAAAAAACUCCUAUUAAUUCCCUUCACUUCUAUCCCUUACCACAAAACACACAACUAAAAAACACUACUUCUCUUCUUGAUACUUAAUGAAACCCAAAAAUUCAUAAUCUAUACUUAUCCAUCUUUGAUCUUUCAAAAAGAGUGAAAAUGAGGACUAAUGUUAGUUUCCAACAGGCACUAACUGUUGAAUCUUCAAGUAUAGUGAAACAAGCUUUGAACUUAGCUAAAAGAAGAGGACAUUCACAUGUAACUCCUCUUCAUGUAGCAAGUGCAAUGUUAGUUUCUUCUUCAUCGACGCUUUUAAGAAAAGCUUGUAUUCAAUCACAUUCUCAUCCAAUUCAGUACAAAGCUCUUGAACUUUGCUUCAAUGUGACACUCAAUAGGCUUCCUACCUCUGCAUCUAAUCCGAUUCUCGAACCUCAUGUUCACCCUCCUUUUCUUUCUAAUGCCUUAGUUGCUGCAUUUAAAAGGGCACAAGCCUAUCAACGUCGCGGUUCAAUAGAGAAUCAACAACAACAACAGCACCUCAAAGUAGAAAUUGAGCAGCUGGUUAUUUCAAUUCUUGAUGAUCCUAGUGUUAGCAGAGUCAUGAGUGAAGCUGGUUUUUCUAGCAUCCAACUAAAAACCAAUGUAGAACACGCUAUUUCUUCCGAAAAUAGCACAAAACCCAUGGUCAUAGCAUCAGGAAAUGACCUCAAAUUGUCACUAUGCAAAUUAGGUGAUGAUCCAAGUGUUAGCAAAGUCAUGAGGGAAGCCAGUUUUUCUAGCAUCCAACUAAAAACCAAUGUAGAACACGUGAUUUCUUCGGAGAUUUCUUGCAAAAAUAGCGCAAAACCAAUGGUCAUAGCACCAAAUAAUCUCACAUUGUCACUAUGCAAAUCAAGUGAUGAUCAAAUCAAGAUUGAUGCUGAUGUGACGAGUGUUAUAGAAGCAAUGAUGAACAAAAAAAGGCAAAACACAGUUAUUAUAGCGGAGUGUUUAACCAAUGCUGAAGGAGUCGUUAGAGGAGUUAUCGAUAAGUUUGAUAAAGGAGAAGUAUCAUCACACAUGCAACAUGUUCAGUUCAUAAGUGUUCCACUUUCUACACUGAGAAAUGUCUCGAAAGAAGAAUUCGAGGCCAAGAUUGAAGAGCUAAGGAUUUUACUAAAAACCUAUAUACACAGAGGGGUUGUUUUAUAUUUAGGUGAUCUUGAAUGGAUAUCUGAGUUUUGGACUAAAGUACACAAUGAGAAAAAAAAUAACUACAUGAUAUUGGUGCUUAGUAGACUGUUAUGUGGUGAAAUGAGUGAAAAUGGAAGGCUGUGGCUUAUGGGAAUUGCUAGUUUUCAGACUUAUAUGAAAUGUAAAACUGGCUGUCCUUCUCUACAGACUCUUUGGGAUCUUCAUCCUUUUACAAUUCCUGUUGUCAGCUUGGAUCUCAGCCUUAAUCUUGAAAGUGAUCUGCAUAGUCACUUUAUAAGCAAGACAACUCUAGAUGGAGUCAAGAAGCAGCUAACUUGUUGUGCUGAUUGUGUGGCCAACUUCAACAGAGAAGCUCAAAACAUCAUCAUGAGCAAUGUAGUCAAAACUGAGUCUACUACAUCUUAUUACAGCAGUUCAAGUUUGCCUUCAUGGCUUCAAAAGUACAAAGAAGUGAAUAGACAAGAUAACAACAGCAAUCAGAUUUUUCAGGAAUCAGAAGAAAUGAAGAAUCUUUGCAAGAAGUGGAACUUUAUUUGCAGUUCUGCCCACAAACAUGAUCAUAACUUUAUAGAGAAAGGCUUUUUUAGUCCAUCUUCAUCAUCUCCUUGUUCCUCUACUUCAAUAUCAUCUUCAUCAAACACAUCAAAGAACGAACAUCAAUUCUUGAAUACAAAGCCUGAGCUUCUAUCCAAUCCCAAUUCAAUUCCCAAUUCAGCUUCAUCAAGUGAAGAAAGUGAAUAUAUUGAGCACUUAGAUAGGUUUAAGGAGUUGAAUCCAAAGCUAUGCUGCUCCGACUCUCCAGAAAUGUUGUUACAUUCGUGUCGAAUCCUCCAGAAAUGCACGCACCCGUCGACCUUUUUGAACAAUUCGAGCAACAUGAAGAUUCUUUGCAAGGCAUUGGAGAAAAAAGUUCCAUGGCAAAAAGAUAUAAUCCCUGAUAUAGUUAGCACAAUUCUUGAAUGUAGACACAAAAUGGAAGAAACUUGGCUUUUGUUCUUAGGUGAUGAUUCUCAAGGCAAAGAGAAAAUUUCAAGGGAGUUAGCUAAAAUAAUCUUUGGCUCUCAAGAUAACUUCAUUUCCAUUGGAUUAAGUAUAUUUUCAUCAUCAACAAGAACAGAUUUAACUGAUCAAGAAGCCAGUAACAAAAGAUCCCGAGAUGAGCGAGGUCAGAGUUAUCUCGAGAGGUUUGCAAAUGCAAUUCAAGAAAAUCCUAGCAGAGUAUUCUUCAUGGAAGAUAUGGAUCAAGUUGAUUCUUUUUCACAAAAGGGUAUUCAAAAAGCUAUUGAAACUGGAAAAUUAACACUUCCUAAUGGUGAUUUAGCGUUAAUUAAAGAUUCUAUAGUCAUUUUCAGCUGUGAAGAGGACUUUAGUUCAAUUUCAAGAACAUGUUUUCCUACAAAUAUUCAGAAAUUUAGUGAAGCAAAAAGAGAAAAUGAUGCUUCAUUGGAUUUGAAUAUUGCCACUGGAGAAAAUAGGGAUGAAAAUUUUGUAUAUGAUUUUGGUAUUUUUGAGUCAGUGGACAAACAAAUCAUGUUCAAGAUGUAAGUAUUAUUGUGAGAUGGAAAUGAGAAAAUUCUAACUUUCUUUGUGGUA
Messenger RNA from Solanum dulcamara, 2883 nucleotides. Its product is annotated as protein SMAX1-LIKE 3-like. NCBI's taxonomy places the organism in Eukaryota, Viridiplantae, Streptophyta, Magnoliopsida, Solanales, Solanaceae. The coding region runs from base 256 to 2835 and encodes 859 amino acids. The record is from RefSeq and is a predicted model, not a curated record. The transcript is spliced from 4 exons.